AUGGGAAAAGAGCUCUGGGUCCCACGAAACCCAGCUGCAGGAGGAGGGGGAAGUCCUGGAGGAGAAGCAGCAAGCCCCCGUGCCCGAGAGGAGGCCGCCGGACUGGGCGGCGGGUCUCCAGGGAACAGCGCCCGGAACUCUCGAGGCCCGGCGAAUCGUUCCUGGCUCGGCCGGGCAGCGAACCCUCUGAAGGGCAAGGGUGGGGAGGCCGCCUUGAGCUCUAGAUUGGGCAGCCAGGCCCCGCCGCGGGAGGAAAACAAAGGGGGUGAGUCGGCAGCAUCCCCGCCGACCUCACCGGCGGCCGGAGUCUCGCUCCCGGCCCGUUGCCCCGCAUCCAGACCUCGGCCCCCAGGCCUGGUCCUUCCGACCGCCCAGAGCACUCCUACCUCUCCGUCCCUCAAGCUCUUACCCGCCGCAGGCCUCGCAGGUCGAGCCCGGCAGGCGACACAGGAAAAGCCGCGCUUCGUCCCUCCCCUUCCUCUGCGGGGUCCAGGUGACAGUGAAACGAGAGGUUCCCUCGACCAGCGAAAGCCAGCACACUUCCCGUCUCGAGCACGCGGCUCCUCAGGCCCCGCAACUCAGAGGCCCGCGCGGUGCUGCCGGCGGCGGUGGGGGGAGGCCGCGUCCAUCGCGAUCCUGGACGGGGAAGGGAGGAGGGUUGGGAGAGAGCUGGGCGGAGAGGCCGAGGAGGGCAGGCGAGCUCGGCAGGGGCGGAGCAAAUGGGCUCUGGGGGCAGCCACCCGGCUGUCCGCCACGUGGGGCGCUGCGGAGACUCGUCGGCCAGCAGUGCCGGGUCGCCUGCGCGACCAGGGCUCUCAGGCCUCCCGGGGCUCACACACCCUUGGCCCCGUCGGCUGUCGCUUUUCUGUAGUACGUCCUCACGCCUUACGCUUUGCUGUCACUGCGAGCGCGCUGCCUAAACCUCGCACGCGGGUGCACGCAAGCCCAGCUGGUUAUACAGACAUUAGCGUGCUCCUGCUGAGGGCUCCAUGCUGCGCUUUAAAGCUGAGGCCCAACCUGUGUUUGUCGAGUAUCCCACCCCGGCGACCCACGAGCCUCCGCUCCUCCCCGCUGGUCGUUCCUUCUCGUGCAAGGAAGUGCGUCGCUGGAGGAAAGGUGUCUCUCUCCGGUCCCUGAAGACAAGCCACCCGUCAGAACAACCAGAAAGAAAAUCUUGGACCACAACCCUGCAAAGGAGAAGCUAGCAAAAUGAUGAUACUCUUAACAGAAAAUAGAAAGAGACUACUCUUCACUAACUUUUUAAGUUUGUCUUUUGUAGAUGGCAUAUAGUUGGAUCACUUUUGUUUACCCAUUCUGCAAACUUUUGACUUUUGAUUGGAGUGUUUAGUCAAUUUACAAUUAAUAAAUAAAGCAGGAAGUGAUUACUAUCCC
This is a messenger RNA of Phyllostomus hastatus (greater spear-nosed bat), 1392 nucleotides long. RefSeq names its product translation initiation factor IF-2-like. NCBI's taxonomy places the organism in Eukaryota, Metazoa, Chordata, Mammalia, Chiroptera, Phyllostomidae. The transcript has 6 exons. The record is from RefSeq and is a predicted model, not a curated record. Bases 1 to 1137 code for a protein of 378 amino acids.